Molecule: messenger RNA, 1319 nt
Organism: Papilio polytes (common Mormon)
Lineage: Eukaryota; Metazoa; Arthropoda; Insecta; Lepidoptera; Papilionidae
Gene: Ivd
Product: isovaleryl-CoA dehydrogenase, mitochondrial
Exons: 9
Coding region: 47-1300 (417 amino acids)
Biological process (GO): L-leucine catabolic process
Cellular component (GO): mitochondrion
Molecular function (GO): flavin adenine dinucleotide binding; 3-methylbutanoyl-CoA dehydrogenase activity
Source: RefSeq, a predicted model, not a curated record
UGACAGUCAGUUUUGAGUGGGCUACCGAUGGGAGUGGACGUUUACGAUGGCUGUUAGAGUUUUGUGUGGCAAAAUCUUACGUCGUUGUGUUUAUGCAUCAACAAAUCAUGGAAGAUGCAUGUCCCACUAUCCCAUAGACGAGCAUAUAUUUGGACUAUCAAGUGAACAACAACAGCUUCGACAAUUGAUUUUCGAUUUCGCACAAAAAGAACUAGCACCAAAAGCAGCAGAAAUCGAUAGGACGAAUAACUUUACUGAAUUAAGAGACUUUUGGAAGAAGCUGGGAAACCUUGGAGUUUUAGGUAUAACAGCUAGUCCUGAAUAUGGCGGAACAGGCGGGAAAUAUUCAGAUCAUUGCGUUAUAAUGGAAGAAUUGUCAAGAGCAUCAGGAGCAAUUGCGCUGUCGUACGGCGCACAUUCAAACUUAUGCAUCAAUCAGAUCAAUAGAAACGGAUCCCACGAACAGAAGGCUAAAUAUUUACCUAAACUAUGUUCGGGUGAGCAUAUGGGAGCGCUGGCGAUGUCGGAACCCGGUGCGGGCAGUGACGUGGUCUCCAUGAAGUUACGUGCCGAAAAGAAGGGGGACUAUUACGUGCUCAAUGGCAACAAAUUCUGGAUUACCAACGGUCCAGAUGCUGAUGUUUUAGUGGUUUACGCUAAAACUGAUUUAACAAGCAAACCGCAGCACGGAAUAUCAGCGUUUUUGGUCGAGAAAGAUUUCCCCGGUUUCUCUACCGCACAGAAAUUGGACAAACUCGGAAUGAGAGGCUCCAAUACUGGCGAACUGGUUUUUGAAGAUUGUAAGGUGCCGGCUGCUAAUCUUUUGGGCGAGGAGAAUAAAGGUGUGUACGUGUUGAUGUCGGGGUUGGACCUUGAACGACUGGUUCUAGCCGCGGGUCCCGUUGGACUUAUGCAAGCGGCCAUCGACACCUCCUUCGAAUACGCUCACACUAGGAAACAAUUCGGAAAGAAUAUUGGGGAAUUCCAGUUAUUACAGGGUAAAAUGGCGGACAUGUACACUACUUUGAGCGCCAGCCGCAGCUAUCUGUACAGCGUGGCGCGCGCCUGCGACGACGGACACGUCAACAGCAAGGACUGCGCCGGAGUCAUCUUGUACUGCGCAGAGCGAGCCACGCAACUCGCAUUAGAUGCCAUACAAAUUUUAGGAGGAAACGGUUUUAUCAACGAUUAUCCAACAGGAAGAAUACUUAGGGACGCUAAAUUGUACGAAAUAGGUGCGGGUACAUCUGAAGUGAGAAGAAUGCUUAUAGGAAGAUCAUUGAACAGCGAAUAUAAAUAAAUGAAAAUAAAAUACAGAA